AUGGCCUGGAAGACUUUGCUCACGUUGGCUCUAGCCAGCUCUGCAGCCGCCUGCUCGCACCACAAUGACGGCGAGGUUGUGCCCGAGCACGAACGGGCCGAACUGCUGAAGAAGUGGGAUCAAGAAUGGUCGUUCUCUGGAAUUGCCAGUUUCGCUCAUCUGAAGCCCGUCAAGUGUCUCAUUGAGCCGAACGAACACUACGAUGUUGCUAUUAUCGGCGCGCCGUUCGAUACCGCUGUUAGCUACCGCCCUGGCGCCCGCUUCGGACCCCGCGCCAUUCGCGCCGCCAGCGCCCGCCAAAUGGCAGCAACAAGCUAUAACACGCGAGCCGGCAUAAACCCAUACCAAUCAUGGGCCAAGAUCACCGACUGCGGUGACAUCCCAAUCACGCCGUUCGACAACGGGCUCGCCGAGCGCCAAAUGUACGAAGCCUUCCUCGAACUCGGGUCGCGCAAGAUCGUCAACAAAGCGCCGAAAGCCAACGCCGGCAUCGGCGCCACGCACCCCAAGCUCGUCACGCUCGGCGGCGACCACAGCGUCGCCCUGCCCGCCCUGCGAGCCCUCUACCAGAUCUACCAGAAGCCCAUCACCGUGCUGCACUUCGACGCCCACCUGGAUACCUGGAACCCGGUCCGCUACAGCGCCUACUGGCAGAGCGAGCAGACGCAGUUCAAUCACGGCUCGUUCUUCCACAAGGCCAGCCGCGAGGGACUGAUUUGCAAUGCGACGAGCGCGCAUGCUGGUCUGCGCACGCGGCUGACUGGUGUGGAUGCGGGCGAUUAUACGAACCCCGGGCCUGAGCAGGGCUUUAUUCGCAUCCAUGCGGAUGAUAUUGAUGAGCUUGGCCCUAUGGGUGUUGUGGAGACGAUUCUUGCGCGCACGGGUCUGGAUCCCGAGCAGCCGGUGUAUCUGUCAGUUGAUAUUGAUGUUCUGGAUCCUUCGACUGCGCCUGGAACGGGUACUCCGGAGCCUGGUGGUUGGACUACUCGGGAGUUUAUUCGGAUUCUGCGGGGUCUGGAGAAGUUGAAUAUUGUUGGAGCCGAUAUUGUCGAGGUUUCGCCUGCUUAUGAUAAUAAGGGUGAGACCACUGCUCUUGCGGCGGCGCAGGUUGCUUUUGAGAUUAUUACUUCGAUUGUCAAGGCUGGUGUUGAUGAGGAGCUUGGCGGUUGGUAUGGGUGGAUGGAGCAGCUUGAGGCUGAAAAGGCUGCCGAGGAAGUUACCAAGGAUGAGCUUUAG
Messenger RNA from Penicillium nucicola, 1236 nucleotides. RefSeq names its product agmatinase. NCBI's taxonomy places the organism in Eukaryota, Fungi, Ascomycota, Eurotiomycetes, Eurotiales, Aspergillaceae. The transcript has 2 exons. Gene Ontology annotation, molecular function: metal ion binding; agmatinase activity. The record is from RefSeq and is a predicted model, not a curated record. Bases 1 to 1236 code for a protein of 411 amino acids.